AUGCAGAACCACCAAACCAAACACAUGCCUCCUACAGCGGGUUCAUCUCGUCUGAAAUCGGAUGCCCAAACUAGUAGCGACGCCAAUAGAACAAACAGCGGGAAUAAGGAUUCUGGUGAGAAAGUUGCGCCGCGGAAUAACCAGGAAUCAAAAGAAACAAACGUGAAAGAAGGAAAGACAGCAUGGCACAUGGAGCGAUGGCUGAACGAGACAACUAAGGAGUCAACAUGGAGUGUACAUGGGCGCUUCUGA
Bipolaris victoriae FI3 is the source of this 252-nucleotide messenger RNA. RefSeq lists its product as hypothetical. NCBI's taxonomy places the organism in Eukaryota, Fungi, Ascomycota, Dothideomycetes, Pleosporales, Pleosporaceae. The record is from RefSeq and is a predicted model, not a curated record. The transcript is spliced from 2 exons. The coding region runs from base 1 to 252 and encodes 83 amino acids.